AGACAGACAGACAGACAGACAGACAGACAGAGAGCUAGACAGACAGACAGACAGACAGACAGAUAGACAGACGGACGGACGGACGCACAUCUACAAUAUAUUUAUCGGUUCCCGAGACACUGACACACUGCUUUCGUGUUCUCAUAACACACGUUGAUUCGAGUGAUCCACGCUCCGCAGGUCCGCGUUCUCGGGUUCCAGAGAUUCCUUUUCCUAAGCAGCGUUUAAACGGACUCUCUCUCUCUCCACCCCGGUUCCGACCCGCUCCCCCCCCCAGCCAUGUCCGAGCCGGUCCACUACAUCCACCUGCAGAACUUCAGCAAGUCCCUGCUGGAGUCCCUGAGCGCCCAGCGCGUGGAGGGGCACCUGUGUGACGUCACGGUGCGGGUGCGGGAGUCCUCCCUGAGGGCGCACCGCUGCGUCCUGGCCGCCUGCAGCCCCUUCUUCCACGACAAGCUGCUGCUGGGCUACUCGGACAUCUCGGUGCCCCCGCUGGUGCCCGCCGGAGCCGUGAGCCAGCUGGUGGACUUCAUGUACAGCGGCUCGCUGGUGGUGCUGCAGUCCGAGGCGCUGUGCCUCCUCACGGCCGCCAGCAUCCUUCAGAUCAAGAGCGUCAUCGACGAGUGCACGCAGAUCAUCUCUCAGAGCGCCGCCCGGGAGGGGGGCGGGGCCAAGGGGGGCGGGGCCAAGGGGGAGGGGGAGGAGCCGGGCUCCAAGCCCGGCGGGGGGUGCGCAUCCGAUGUCCGUUACAAGCUGAGGGAUUUGCUGGCCCAGGCGGCGCAGAGGGGGGAGGGAGGGGAGGCGGAAGGAGGGGGCGGGGCGGGCUGCAGCACGCACAGUCGGAAGCAGAGGCAGCCAAUCAGGCUGCAGGUGGGAGGGGAAGGGGGAGGAGCCACGGUGAAGGACGAGGGAGGAGGCGUGGAGCAGAGAGAGGUGGUGGAAGUCACAGAGUCGGAUUUCGGGUACCGGAAAGCGGAGAUCGUGUCGGCCGGGGGGGGGGGAGGAGGGGGAGGGGGAGGAGCCCCUGGGGGGCGGGUACCAGCAGGAAGGGGGCGGGGCGACAGCAUGUUCCUAGAGGGGGCUGAAGUCUUUCCGGAGAGCUUCAUCCCCAAUUGGCAAGCGGAGACCGAAGCAGAGACACACUUCUCGGGACACCAGCAGCAGCAGCAGCAGCAGCAGAGCCCCGGGGGAGGAUUCGAGGGGUCGGAGGUGCAUUUCUCCCCCAGGGGGCGCCAUCUGGCUCCGAGCAAACCACAGCAGCACACGCCCCCGCACUCCACAGGAGCAUCCAAUCAGGUUGUCUUCCAGUACCCCGUCUCUCAAGCCCAGACGGCUCCCUCGUACUUCGUGGGGGGGCCUGCGGCGAUAGACACGCCCCUGGGGGCAGAGCCAGGCCCUGGAAUCCCGCCCCCGGUGGUUAGCCACGCCCACCCCUCCUCCUCCACCUCUGCAGUGCCCGCCUCCUCGUCCCAGGGCUCCGAGACGUCGUUUGACUGCACUCACUGUGGGAAGAGCCUGCGAUCAAGAAAGAACUACAGCAAGCACAUGUUUAUACACUCUGGUCAGAAGCCUCACCAGUGCAGUAUCUGCUGGCGAUCGUUCUCUCUUCGUGAUUACCUGCUCAAGCACAUGGUGGUUCACACGGGCGUCCGCGCCUUCCAGUGCGCCGUCUGCUCCAAGCGCUUCACCCAGAAGAGCUCCCUGAACGUGCACAUGCGCACCCACCGAGCCGAGAGGAGCUUCCCCUGCCCGCUGUGUGACCGACACUUCAGCCAUCGGACGCUGCUGGAGAGACACUCCGCCCAGACACACCCCCCGCCACCCCCGCCGGCCAAUUAGAGACAGGGGGAGGAGCCACAGUCACACACACCAGCCCGCAGUAAAAGCACAGCACACUGUAAUAAAGAAAGAAGCAUUGUAAAGCACAGAGAGGUCUGGUAAAGCAUGGGGAAGCAUUGUAAAGCACAGAGAGGUCUGGUGAAGCAUAGGGAAGCAUUGUAAAGCACAGAGAGGUCUGGUAAAGCAUAGGGAAGCAUUGUAAAGCACAGAGAGGUCUGGUGAAGCAUAGGGAAGCAUUGUAAAGGACAGAGAGGUGUGGUAAAGCAUAGGGAAGCAUUGUAAAACACAGAGAGGUCUGGUAAAGCAUAGGGAAGCAUUGUAAAGCACAGAGAGGUCUGGUAAAGCAUAGGGAAGCAUUGUAAAACACAGAGAGGUCUGGUAAAGCAUAGGGAAGCAUUGUAAAGCACAGAGAGGUCUGGUAAAGCAUAGGGAAGCAUUGUAAAACACAGAGAGGUCUGGUAAAGCAUAGGGAAGCAUUGUAAAGCACAGAGAGGUCUGGUAAAGCAUAGGGAAGCAUUGUAAAGCACAGAGAGGUCUGGUAAAGCAUAGGGAAGCAUUGUAAAGCACAGAGAGGUCUGGUAAAGCAUAGGGAAGCAUUGUAAAGCACAGAGAGGUCUGGUAAAGCAUAGGGAAGCAUUGUAAAGCACAGAGAGGUGUAGUAAAGCAUAGGGAAGCAUUGUAAAGCACAGAGAGGUGUGGUAAGGCAUAGGGAAGCAUUGUAAAGCACAGAGAGGUCUGGUAAAGCAUAGGGAAGCAUUGUAAAGCACAGAGAGGUCUGGUAAAGCAUAGGGAAGCAUUGUAAAGCACAGAGAGGUCUGGUAAAGCAUAGGGAAGCAUUGUAAAGCACAGAGAGGUGUGGUAAAGCACAGGGAAGCAUUGUAAAGCACAGAGAGGUCUGGUAAAGCACAGGGAGGCAUUGUAAAGCACAGAGAGGUCUGGUAAAGCACAGGGAAGCAUUGUAAAGCACAGAGAGGUCUGGUAAAGCAUAGGGAAGCAUUGUAAAGCACAGAGAGGUCUGGUAAAGCAUAGGGAAGCAUUGUAAAGCACAGAGAGGUCUGGUGAAGCAUAGGGAAGCAUUGUAAAGCACAGAGAGGUCUGGUAAAGCAUAGGGAAGCAUUGUAAAGCACAGAGAGGUCUGGUAAAGCAUAGGGAAGCAUUGUAAAGCACAGAGAGGUCUGGUAAAGCAUAGGGAAGCAUUGUAAAGCACAGAGAGGUCUGGUGAAGCAUAGGGAAGCAUUGUAAAGCACAGAGAGGUCUGGUAAAGCAUAGGGAAGCAUUGUAAAGCACAGAGAGGUCUGCUGAAGCAUUUUCCAAACCAGGGUGAACUCUUACAAGGGCAGUGUCGACUGUGUUUGUAUAAAAAUCGACUCGUCUUCAUAUUCGUCGUGUAUCACAGGGACCAAAAACAGCAAAAGAGCUUCUUUGUAUUAAACUUGAUAUUUGAAAGAUUUCCGAUUCUUUUUAAACCCAGGUUUCAGUUCAGAAUCGGGAAGCAAUGGAAAACUGAAUUCUGUGUGCUUGUGAUGUUUCUACACAGCUGCAUGUUCUCUCUGUCUGAAGCCAGCCUGUCUCUUCAGUUGAAUAUUGCUAGUUCAGUUUCAGCCUGUUCUGUUUCACUGUUGUGUGUGUGUUGCUUACUGCUGUACAAUAAAGUGUUUGUAUAUUAAGAAAA
Acipenser ruthenus (sterlet) is the source of this 3511-nucleotide messenger RNA. It is a transcript of the gene zbtb45, whose product is annotated as zinc finger and BTB domain containing 45. Gene Ontology annotation, biological process: regulation of cytokine production; negative regulation of transcription by RNA polymerase II; regulation of immune system process. The record is from RefSeq and is a predicted model, not a curated record. Gene Ontology annotation, molecular function: protein binding. Lineage: Eukaryota; Metazoa; Chordata; Actinopteri; Acipenseriformes; Acipenseridae.